AUGUCCUCAAAGGACCCACCAACACGCGCCUCGACUGACCGGUCUGCUGCCGUCUCCAACAAGAAAGGAAAUAACACACACUACACACACACACACAAAAACGAAGAACUCAAAAAAAGGUUUUGGAGGAAACGAUCGCAAAGGGCUCUCGUGCUAGCCAGCGCCGUUGCUCGCUUGCAAGUGGAUCUGACUCGCUACGGAAUCGACGGAACCUACCAACUGCAAACCACCGACGGCUCACUGUGGCUGCAGUCCGGACCACUUGGCUUGCACACCGACCAGGGCUGGCUCUCAACCGAUGCCGAUAGUAAUAGCGGUGGCGUGCUGACCCUGGCAAACUCACAGAACGUAUCGGGCUGCGACCGCCUCGGCUGCUAUUGGGCGAUCGUCAAUACUUGGCAGCACAACAAUGUCCCCGUGGUGGAAACGGCCAUUGCUGCCUAUCCUCAGCGUGAAGGCCUCUACGGCUUUGAAACCAUAUAUCUGACCCCUGUGACUAAUGCAAGCACGGGAAAUAAUGCCGAUCCAAGCACCUGCUUUCCCAGCUUUCAGCUGCAUUCGGGGCGAGCUCCAGACCUGAACCUGCUCUAUCAGCAUCACAUCUUUGGCAAUGUGGUGCGCCAGCAAGGUCUGGGCAAUCUCAGCAGCGAUGUUGAGGGUGGCGUUCCUUUGGUCCUGUACGAAGACCCCACCACGGCCCAGGCACCAGGGGCCCCAAUUACUGAUGUGGCUGUCCUCUCCCCGUUCAAUCAUUUGAAGGUGGCCAUCCAUUCUACAACGAGCUCACACGCACCAAACACGUUUUGCGGUGGCCUCAACGGCAUGACGCUUGAGAUUCCCAUCAACACCUCAAUCAAAUUCCUUCUUGCCACUCAUACAGAGGGACUUCACGCGGGUCUCCAGACAUGGGGGGACGCCUUACUCCUCCAAGGCAACAAGACCCGCAGCGCGGAUGCCCAGGACGUCACGGCCACAGCACUCUCGGCAUGGACCGACAACGGUGCCUACUACUACUACUGGAUGGAUCAGAGUCAUUCCUAUCAGCAAACGUUGAUCGAUUAUGCCGACUACCAUCGCAAGGUCAACCUUCCUGUCCAAAGCUAUCAACUGGACUCGUGGUGGUAUUACAAGUACCUUGAGUUUGAUGGGGGCUUGGAGCGCUGGGAGCCACGCCCGCAGGUUUUCCCCGGAGGCAUCGAGGCCGUCCAAGUCGGCGUGCGCAAGCCCCUGACCCUUCACAACCGCUGGUGGUCUUCCCACAAUGUUUACCAGGAGAAGUUUCAAUUUGCCACCCAGGGGCUAGGUGCCAUUCCCAUUGGCUCGGUAGAUGAAGUGGCCGCACUCUUUGGCUACAUCAUGCGCAACCACUCUGCUUGGGGAUUGGCUGUCUACGAGCAGGAUUGGCUCACCAAUCAAUUUAAAAUGAUGGAUGUGGCCAAAUCCAACCUCACCGUGGCCUGGAACUGGCUGGCUGGCAUGGCGCAAGCUGCCUCGGCCCGCCACGUCCGCGUCCAGUACUGCAUGCCUUUGCCCUCUGAUUUCCUGGCCAGUACCCAGUUUCCUGCGGUCACACAAAUUCGCGUCUCAAACGACUAUGCCUCGGACCCCUACAAUCAGUGGAAGAUUGGAGCACCCUCGCUCUUUGCCUGGGCUAUGGGGCUUCGGCCGUUCAAGGACGUCUUCCGCACCACGACCUUUGAGCCCCUGAAUUUUGACCUUGCGCCAGAAUACAACCCAGAAAUGCAAGCCGCCGUCGCCACCCUCUCGACAGGACCCGUUGCCAUUGGUGACAUGAUCAAUAUGACCAACAUCACCAUCGUCAACCGCACCAUGAUGGCCAACGGGACCAUCCUCAGCCCGAAUCGGCCCGCAACCAGCCUAGAGGUCAGCUUCACAACCCAUGCCCCGGCCGGUGAGGUGUGGGCGGCGCCGGCUGGGCCCAAUAUCACGGCACCACAGCAACUGGUGGUGUUUGUGGGUGAUCUUUUGACCGCCUUUGAGCUGGAGCUGGGCAUGCUGCGAGAUCUGGAGGCAAGCGGCCAGUUCCUCGUGCAGCAUUGGACUCCAGCUUUGAACGCCGCCCCGCUGCACUUCAACGCCUCCCAAUCCUUGCGACUUCCAGCCAACCACCUGAACUCUACAGACCAUGUGGGAUUUGACCUGUAUGUCAUCACACCCUACCCUGCUGGUGGCAUCGCUGUGUUGGGUGAAGUGGGAAAGUAUGUCCCCCUCAGUGCACGGCGCUUUGUUGAGGUGCAAGCGUACGCCACUGGUGCCACGGCCCACAUGGUUGGGACGGCGGGCGAGAUCUUGCGCGUGGCAGCUUGGAUCCAUGGACGCGUCAUUGUACAAGAGUGCAUCGUGGCACAAGAUGACCAAAUUGUGAGCGUCGUCUUUUCUGCCCAAGGCGGGCAGUGUGACUGA
This is a messenger RNA of Monosiga brevicollis MX1, 2424 nucleotides long. RefSeq lists its product as uncharacterized. The coding region runs from base 1 to 2424 and encodes 807 amino acids. The record is from RefSeq and is a predicted model, not a curated record. Lineage: Eukaryota; Choanoflagellata; Craspedida; Salpingoecidae. The transcript has 5 exons. Gene Ontology annotation, molecular function: RNA endonuclease activity.